CUUAGUCAGGUCUUCCCGGUAGACCCCGCCGUGUCUGCCGCUGUUUUCCUUGUGUAUCAAUGGCUGGCAUGUCAAGGUGCUUGGCCGUGCUGCUGCUCCUUUCCCUCAGCGAUGCCCAGCUGAUGCGUCGCGACUCCUCUCGUGCGGCGAGCCGCCGAUCGCGGCUGCAGGGAGCGCUGAGGGAAGCGCUGGCGAAGGUCUCGGCUGAGCAGGUCCUGUUUGUGGAGGAAAGCCUACGUGACAGUUACGAGGCCUUUCCCAAAGAUGCGAAGGGCAACCUGCCACCGCAUUCGGCCCUGCCAGCCUUGGCGCGGGCAUACUUUGCCAAGGAGCAUGGCUGGUUGAUCCGUGGCUUAGAGAGCCCAGGCGCUCCCAUCAUCGCGCCGGGGGAGAGCUAUCGCGAAGCAACGCAAGGCCAUGGAGCUGGAGAUCUCUAUGAGGUUCAUGCUCUGCAGGACAAGGCUCCGGAGCUGGCUGCCGCCUUGAAGGAAGCGGCCCUGAGUCCCGUGGCCAGCUCUCGAGGAAUGUCCUUGGCGGAUAUCUCCCAGACGGUGGCAGCGCUGGAACAGAUCUUGCUGGAAGAAUCAGUAGGCUUGCUCAGGGCUGCCUACGUUUUGAACGAGCUGGAAAGCGAUAUGGACCGAGUGCCUGCUCCCAUCACCGUGGAAGACGCGCACGAGGUUUUGCUCUCGUACUUGCUGCUCUUCCGUCAUGGCUUACCACAUGAUUUGGAGGAUGCCAAGAAGCAUCUUCAAAUGAAGCUGCGUGCUCGCAAAACUUCAGAGUGGAAGGGCAUGCAGAGUUUCGAAGCACAGGCCUUGAACAGCAGCGGCAAGCUUGCUUGGACAGAUCUCAAAGAGCGAGUUAUGCUCUUGGCAAAACUGUAUGGACGCUGGCAAAAUCGUGAAUGUGAGGAUAUGAAGUCUACCCUGGUGAAGAUGGGAGAUUCAGGUCGGGUGAAGUUGAAUGACUUCCACGGAUCACCGAAAUACCCCCAGUACCAGUUCACUGAGAAAGAAGAAUACCUGCAGCAGGCAGGAAUCUUGGAGGAAGAGAAUGGUGAGCAUCUUGCUGGCAGCUGGCAGUGGGGCAUCGUGGUGCCGGAAGUACGUGUUGAUUGCCAACUAUUUGCUGGGCGCGUCCAAUUGCAUCGCUUCCUCCGAAUACUUCGCUGUGUGCUGCUUGAACGAAUGCGAAACGCUGCUGAAUCACUUCGAGGCGUCGUUCCAAAUGCCGGGUGCGGCCCUGGAGCAGGUGCAACACUUGGCAUCUGAACUGAACGCCUCAGCGGUGUCAGAGCUGAGCAGUGCGGCUGAUGCCAGUGGUGUGGUGGUUUGGCACAGCCCCGCAUUCAGGCGCUGGCUGCACCGUGCCUUUCCACUGCAAUGCCCUCGGCCGACGGCCCUGGAGGAUGAAGCGGUGGAAGCGGAACUCACCGAAGCCAAGGAAUGGAUGGAAAUCGAUGAAGCCGCCCGACAGAAACUACAUCCACUGGUGCUUCAUCCAUCGGAGUGCACUCGUCUUCCCGAAUGGCAUGAAACGCCUGAAGAGUCAGCUGCAUUGGAGGUGUGACCACAGACCAACAACCGCGUUGCGUUG
Cladocopium goreaui is the source of this 1599-nucleotide messenger RNA. Lineage: Eukaryota; Dinophyceae; Suessiales; Symbiodiniaceae. The record is from the annotation of a GenBank genome assembly.